Molecule: messenger RNA, 1669 nt
Organism: Asparagus officinalis (garden asparagus)
Lineage: Eukaryota; Viridiplantae; Streptophyta; Magnoliopsida; Asparagales; Asparagaceae
Product: sorting nexin 1-like
Exons: 11
Coding region: 136-1353 (405 amino acids)
Cellular component (GO): endosome
Molecular function (GO): phosphatidylinositol binding
Source: RefSeq, a predicted model, not a curated record
AGGGUGUCGGGAGUUAGGUGCGCGUAUCAGCUUCUCAUUUCAAGUCCUGGAGAUCUCCAGCGCUGCUUUACUUCCUUCUGCCCCGCUCUCUCCUCUUCCUCCUCCGCUCGUCGCCGGUGACCAACAAAAACCGCCAUGAUUUCCACGCAGCGGACUAAUUCGAGUCUAUCUCCUUCUCAAAGCCCUAGAUCGCCGUCGCAGUCGCAACCGUUUUUGUCGGUUACGGUCACCGAUCCGGUGAAGUUAGGCAAUGGAGUUCAAGCUUAUAUAUCUUAUCGCGUCAUCACGAAGACAAACUUACCUGAAUUUCAAGGGCAAGAAAAGAUUGUUAUUCGCCGUUACAGUGAUUUUGUUUGGUUGCACGACAAACUUGCUGAAAAAUACAAAGGGAUCUUCAUUCCUCCCCUACCAGAGAAGAGCACCGUAGAGAAGUUCAGAUUCAGUGCUGAGUUCAUUGAGAUGAGACGUCAGGCGCUGGACAUAUUUAUAAAUCGGAUAGCUUCUCACCCUGAACUUAAGCAAAGCGAGGAUUUAAGAAUCUUUUUACAGGAAGACGAAGAGAGAAUGGAGAGAGCAAGAUCUCAAGAAGGUGGACUUUUCAAGAAAAAACCUGCAGACUUUAUGCAAAUAUUUAAGGAUGUGCAGUCUAAGGUUAGUGAUGUUGUUCUGGGAAAGGAGAAGCCUAUUGAGGAGUCAGGUCCUGAAUAUGAGAAACUGAAACAUUAUAUUUUUGAGCUUGAAGAUCACUUGGCAGAGGCACAGAAGCAGGCAUUCCGCCUUGUAAAGAGACACAGAGAGCUGGGGCAGUCGCUGUCAGAUUUUGGGAAAGCAAUCAAACUUUUGGGCGCUUGUGAAGGAAAUUCUCUUGGGAAGGCAUUUUCCGAGCUUGGUUCGAAAUCAGAACUAUUAUCUUUAAAGCUCAAUAAGGAGGCUCACAACCUCCUAAUGAAUUUUGAAGAGCCAGUAAAAGAUUAUGUGCGAGCAGUGCAGUCUAUAAAGGCAACAAUGGCAGACAGAGCCAGUGCUUUCAAGCAGCAGUAUGAUUUAGCUGAAACAACCAAGUUGAAGAAGAUAAAUCUAGAAAAGCUGUUGCUAAUAAGGUCUGAAAAAGCUGGAGAAGCAGAGAUCGAAUACAAAGAGUUGGAGGCGGAGAGCGAGGAGGCGAUCCAAAGAUACGAAACAAUUGUUAAACUAAUGAGUGAAGAAAUAAUUCGGUUCCAAGAGCAGAAGACAGCAGACAUGGGUCUUGCCUUUCAUGAGUUUGCAAAGGGGCAAGAGAGGCUCGCCAAGGAUAUUGCUGAUGCAUGGAGAAGUCUUCUACCUAAGCUUGAAGCCUGUUCACCUUCAUCAUAAAAACUCUUUGUCACAUAAAUUGUUUUAUCCGGGUUAUUGUUAUGUAGAGGGGAAAAUGAUGACUUUACGAGAGUACAUGUAAUUAUCUUGACCCAAGUUUCUAAUAAACCUAGAAAUGUAUUGAUCAUGUCGCGCUAGUUUUCUUUCAUUGCUACAAUUCUUUCAUUACUACGAUAGUUUUCUUCAGUUGAUCUCAGCAAUGGACGAAGCAUAUGUCAAUACAUUGAUUUUGAUUUUGAUUGUAAUGAGGUUGUAGGAAUGUAUUUAUGCACUUUUAAUCUUUUUACUAUCAGAGUGGUACUAUAAAUGUGAUUUU